This is a messenger RNA of Rosa rugosa (rugosa rose), 748 nucleotides long. Its product is annotated as nucleoside diphosphate kinase 1. NCBI's taxonomy places the organism in Eukaryota, Viridiplantae, Streptophyta, Magnoliopsida, Rosales, Rosaceae. The record is from RefSeq and is a predicted model, not a curated record. The transcript is spliced from 3 exons. Gene Ontology annotation, biological process: UTP biosynthetic process; CTP biosynthetic process; GTP biosynthetic process. Gene Ontology annotation, molecular function: nucleoside diphosphate kinase activity. Bases 107 to 553 code for a protein of 148 amino acids.
UGUGUGUAUAUAAGGCCGCUCUUUCUCUCUACUACCAUUCAGUCUCAUUCAUACCCUCAAACUCAGAGCAAGCAAGUGGUUCCUUAAUACAAAUCAUUAGUCAAAAAUGGAGCAGACUUUCAUCAUGAUCAAGCCUGAUGGUGUUCAGAGGGGCCUGAUUGGUGAGAUUAUCAGCAGGUUUGAGAAGAAGGGUUUCUCUUUGAAAGGCUUGAAGUUCAUCACUGUGGAUCGUCCUUUUGCUGAGAAGCACUAUGCAGACUUGUCUGCAAAGCCCUUUUUCAGUGGAUUGGUUGAUUAUAUUGUUUCUGGUCCUGUUGUUGCUAUGAUCUGGGAGGGUAAGAAUGUUGUGUCAACUGGCCGAAAGAUUAUUGGAGCCACAAACCCUGCAGAGUCUGCCCCUGGAACCAUCCGUGGUGAUUUUGCUGUUGAGAUUGGCAGGAAUAUCAUUCAUGGAAGUGACGCAGUUGAGAGUGCAAGGAAAGAGAUUGCACUGUGGUUCCCUGAAGGCCCUGUUCACUGGCAGAGCAGUGUUAGCCACUGGAUCUAUGAGUAGAAAUUUGGCUGCCUCCAGAUGCUGCCAAUGUUCCUCCAUUUUCCAAUCUGCUUUGGUUAACUUUAUUAGUUUUGGUUUCUGUUCAAGUCUGGUGUUGCCUAGUAUGGCUGAGACAUAAAGCUUGUUCUAGUGCUUCUGAUUUGAGUGUACUAUCAACCUAUUUAAAUGCAGUUUGAUAUGAAGUUUGAUUAAGUA